AUGAAGCUGAGACGAUGCAUUAUACCUGGAGACGAUGAUGCUGAGACGAUGCGUGGUAUGCCUGGAGAUGAUGAAGCUGGGACAAUGCGUGCAAUACCUGGAGAUAGUAAAGUUAGGAUACCUGGAGACAAUGAUGCUGAGACGAUGCGUGGUAUACCUGGAGAUGAUGAAGCUGGGACAAUGCGUGCGAUACCUGGAGAUAGUAAAGUUAGAAUACCUGGAGAUGAUGAUGCUGAGACGAUGUGUGGUAUACCUGGAGAUGAUGAAGCUGGGACAAUGCGUGCGAUACCUGGAGACAAUGAUGCUGAGACGAUGCGUGGUAUACCUGGAGAUGACGAUGCUGAGACGAUGUGUGGUAUACAUGGAGACGAUGAAGCUGGGACAAUGCGUGCGAUACCUGGAAACGACGAUGCUGAGAUGAUGCGUGGUAUACCUGGAGAUGAAGAAGCUGGGACGAGCUAG
This is a messenger RNA of Suillus plorans, 462 nucleotides long. RefSeq lists its product as uncharacterized. NCBI's taxonomy places the organism in Eukaryota, Fungi, Basidiomycota, Agaricomycetes, Boletales, Suillaceae. The transcript has a single exon. The record is from RefSeq and is a predicted model, not a curated record. The coding region runs from base 1 to 462 and encodes 153 amino acids.